AUCAAGAAAAUGGGAGUUGUUAUAUUUUAGGAAAAGUCUUUCUUCACAAAUUAAAUCAUGGCUUCUGGAGCAGCCAAAUCAGCGGCAUUCAUCCUCCUAGUACUCAACGUCUUCCUCUACUUCGUCGUCCUCUCCAUUGCAUCAUGGGCGGUCAACCACGGGAUCGAGAGAUCCCAUGAGAUGGCAUCUGUGUUGUCUCCUCCAGCUAAGAUAUUUCCAAUAUACUAUCCAAUUGGGAAUUUGGCUACUGGAUUUGUGGUGAUUUUCUCUCUCAUAGCUGGGGUUGUGGGAUUCACAACCUCAAUUCUUGGAAUCAACAAUGUGGUGAAAAAGGAUGCUUCAAAUCUACAUGCAGCUGCAGCUUCCUCUCUUAUUUCUUUGCUCCUUACUUUGCUAGCAAUGGGGUUUGCAUGCAAAGAGAUUGACAUAAGCUGGACAGGGUCAAACCUAAGAACUUUGGAGAUAUUACUGAUAAUACUUAGUGGAACACAGCUAUUUUGCACUACAGCAAUCCACAUUGAAGUUGGGAAUGCUAAGAAAGAGAGCAAUUGAAAUUUUAUUUUCUCAAAUGAUAUGUUACAACCUUGUUUAGUUAAUGCCUUUCAAUUUUAUUUUAUUUUGUUUUGAAGGUUUUACUAUGGGAAUGUGAUUUGGUUUCAUUUAUUUGUUAAAACUACAUGAAUAUUUUGGCUUUGGUUA
Messenger RNA from Salvia hispanica, 699 nucleotides. Its product is annotated as AWPM-19-like family protein. The record is from RefSeq and is a predicted model, not a curated record. NCBI's taxonomy places the organism in Eukaryota, Viridiplantae, Streptophyta, Magnoliopsida, Lamiales, Lamiaceae.